Molecule: messenger RNA, 1011 nt
Organism: Fusarium oxysporum Fo47
Lineage: Eukaryota; Fungi; Ascomycota; Sordariomycetes; Hypocreales; Nectriaceae
Product: ankyrin repeat-containing domain protein
Exons: 2
Coding region: 1-1011 (336 amino acids)
Biological process (GO): positive regulation of transcription by RNA polymerase II
Cellular component (GO): nucleus
Molecular function (GO): transcription cis-regulatory region binding; protein binding
Source: RefSeq, a predicted model, not a curated record
AUGGCUACAAUCCGUAACGUUAAACAACCGCACGUCGUCCAGGUCAAGGAGAAUCCGCAGGAUCUCUUCUUCCUGAAUGUGACACUCGACAUCUUCUACCGCCUGGCUCGUCUCGAUGUCGUGAACCACCGCGGUAGCUAUCCCCAACUCCAUCUCGCUGCCUUCUACGGAUGGGUCGAUAUCAUUGUCAAACUGCUCAGCUUGGGCAGCAACCCUGAUGUCCAAGACUGGAAGGGGACAACCGCAUUGCAUGUUGCCUGCGCGUCUGUGGAGGUAGCCUCGACGGAAAUUGUUCAGGUUCUGAUGAAUAAGGGUGCUGAUCCGAACCUCAAGGUCGAAGCUACAGGCUUUGCUCCUAUCCAUCAGCUCAUCGCGGCAUGUUGCAAUGAGGCUGAGCCUUGGGACUCUAAUGGAAAGAUUGAGAUACUUGUGGAUGCUGGAGCCGACAUCAAUAUACGGGAUAAACAUGACCGGACCCCUAUCCAUAUCGCGUCUUGUAUCCCCUGGGACAAUAGCGUCUUUGAUCUUCUUUACCAAAGAGGUGCAAGACUUGACCUUCUCGACGAUAUGGAGAGAUCCAUCUUGCAUUACGCGGGGCUAUACGGAGACCUGGAUCACAUUGAAUACCUACGCGAGCAUCGCCUUACAGGACUGGACCCAGAGGGCAAAGACAUCAACAACCAAACGCCAAUGGAUUUGAUGGUAUGGAGGGCAAACACUGAACAAGAAAAGCUAUGGGAAAAUAUGAAAAAGCCAGCUGCAGAAGAAGUCAAAGCCUUUCGUUCUUUGAUCGAAGAGUUUAGGAUACAUCACUUUCAGGACGGGCAUGGCACAAGCUAUCAGGACCAUCGAGGUUGCUGGCACCAAGUAAAUCAUCCGAAGAAUGCAAACCAGUUGAACCAGGGAAAACGUCUCGGUCAUCGCCUUAUCAGGCCGAAGGCCACCCUUCUCCCGCCGCCUUCUAUUGAACACGAAAGGGCUGUUGGAGAGUGGUGUGCAUAUUAUGCUUGA